AUGUGCUGGACGCCCGCCACGGCCGCGUGCUCCUCCACACGCUCAGGGCAGCGCCACGUCGUCUGGGACCCCGUCACGGGUGAGGAGUUCAAGAUCCCCCGCGUGCCGGCCUACGCGCUCGGCUUCAACGCGGCCGUGCUCUGCGCCGCGGUCGGCUGCGACCACCUCGACUGUCAUGGCGGACCCUUCCGUGUCGCCUUCGUGGGAUGCGGCGAACGUGGCAUCACGUUCGCCUGCACCUACCCGUCGGAGGCCGGUGCCUGGAGCCAGCGAGUUGAGAUCGAGCAGCCGGCGUUUGUUGACGGGCGACCGAGCGUCCUUGUGGGGAACACGCUCUACUUCACCUGCGACCCGUACCUCAAUUUCAAAAUGUUGGGGUAUGACAUCGUCAGGCAGGAACUCUCGGUGAUCUGGCCGUCGUCCCAGCACGAAUACUACUCUUGCACCGUCCUCGUGAAAGCGGAGGAUGGCAGGCUGGGGUUCGCCGGCGUGCGGAAUGGCACGCUCUACCUCUGGUCGAUGAAGGAUGGCGCCGACGGAGAGGUGGAAUGGGUGCAGCGCAGAGUUAUCCAGCACAAGACAAUGCUCCGCACUCGUGGCCUCUCGACGCCACCUGAGGUCGUUGGCUUCGCGGACGGCCACGGACUCAUUUUCGUUAGGACAGGCAACACGGUAUUCUCCAUGGAGCUCAAGUCAGGCCAUGUCCGUAAGGUAUACACCUGCAGGUCAAGAAACUACAACGUCAUUGUUGUUCCCUACAUGAGCUUCUGCACUUCAGAUCGUGCUAUGGGCAAACUGCCAUCGCCAUGA
Triticum turgidum subsp. durum (durum wheat) is the source of this 810-nucleotide messenger RNA. The record is from the annotation of a GenBank genome assembly. NCBI's taxonomy places the organism in Eukaryota, Viridiplantae, Streptophyta, Magnoliopsida, Poales, Poaceae.